AUGUCUCUUUGUAUCUAUCUAUCUAUCUAUCUAUCUAUCUAUCUAUCUAUGUCUGUUCAUAUAUCUAUCUAUUGUGUUCAUCUAUCUAUCUAUCUAUCUAUCUAUCUAUCUAUCUAUCUAUCUAUCUAUCUAUCUAAGUCUAUUCAUAUCUAUGUCUAUGUAUCUUUCUCAGUCCGUUCAUGUGUAUAUCUAUCUAUCUAUCUAUCUAUCUAUCUAUCUAUCUAUCUAUCUAUCUAUCUUAGUCUUCUGUUCAUGUGUAUAUCUAUCUAUCUAGCUAUCUAUAUUAGUGUGUUCUUUCAUAUCUAUCUAUCUAUCUAUCUAUCUAUCUAUCUAUCUAUCUUAGUGUGUUCUUUCAUAUCUAUCUAUCUAUCUAUCUAUCUAUCUAUCUAUCUAUCUAUCUAUCUAUACAUGCAUACAUACAUACAUACAUACAUAGUUGGCAUUUGCUUCUGUCUUUUCCCCCCAUUCUCUUGCACAUUUUCUCUCUUAACAUGUCUACAUAUACGUAGGAUUUCUUUCUUAAUUCCUUUCUUUCUUUCUUUCUUUCUUCAUUUUUUCUUUUUUUUCUUCAUUCCUCUUUUCUUUUCCUUCUGA
This is a messenger RNA of Acanthosepion pharaonis, 594 nucleotides long. The record is from the annotation of a GenBank genome assembly. NCBI's taxonomy places the organism in Eukaryota, Metazoa, Mollusca, Cephalopoda, Sepiida, Sepiidae.